Molecule: messenger RNA, 4574 nt
Organism: Solea solea (common sole)
Lineage: Eukaryota; Metazoa; Chordata; Actinopteri; Pleuronectiformes; Soleidae
Gene: jade1
Product: jade family PHD finger 1
Exons: 11
Coding region: 654-3347 (897 amino acids)
Biological process (GO): regulation of transcription by RNA polymerase II
Cellular component (GO): histone acetyltransferase complex
Source: RefSeq, a predicted model, not a curated record
ACUGUGGGACGGUAAUGAGCCGGUGUUAUGUUAGCAACGGCGGCUAAUGCUAAAUACAACUAAUGUAACGGACGCGUAGCUUUAGCCUCCGGCUAGCGAGCUAGCCCAUGUUGCUAAUCAACAACGUCAGUUAAACGCAACGUGCAGGCUGUUGCUGUGGGUGAAGGAAAAUAUUAUAAUGGGGAAUGUCGUGUAUGACUGCUUUACAGUAUUGCACGUUUUAAUAUAUGUCAUUCUUUAUUAUGGGUUUUUCCACCCAGAGGCGCCGGGUGUGGGUGGGCCCAGCAUGUUGCAUAACAGUGGUGGGAUAUUAGCAUUGUAGCUAGUGGCUAGUUAGCCUGGAUACGCAGCCCUUAUGGUUAAGAAAACCCGCAAACAUCGCGUUGUGUUGUCGCUUAGAGGCUACACGUAAUCAUGUUAACUCUAUGUGUGCGUGUAGGUGUACGCGUGUUACAUUAAAUUAAUUUAAAUAGAAGUUACUGUACGCAAUUGUCAGCUAAGGCUAGUCGCUAGUUAGCUCUGUUUGUUUGAAGAGCGAGCGUCACUGUCGUUAACCGUGGCUAGCCAGCCGUUAGCCUAGCCGGCCAAGCCUGAGUUAGCAUCGUGUCCCUCCCUCCUCUGUGCACACCGUGGCUGCUGCGAAGCCUGACAUUAUGUCCACCUGUCCGGUUGUUUCUAUGAUGGAGCUCAGCAGACAGACGACCAUGAAGAGAAGCAGGAACCCCAGCAGCAGUGAUGAAUCCGACAGUGAAAGUAAUUCCACCUGCUGGUCCCAACAUUCAUCACAGCCGAGGAGAGGCACCGGACAGAAGCCCUCUGAGGUUUUCAGGACGGACCUGAUCACCGCCAUGAAGGUGCACGACUCGCACCAGCUCAACCCGGAGGACUAUUACGUCCUCGCUGACCAGUGGAGGCAGGAGUGGGAGAAAGGGGUCCAGGUCCCCGUCAGCCCCCAGUCCAUCCCACAGCCUGUCGCCAGAGAGUUGGUAGAGAAAGGGAAGGAGGUCAUGUUUAUCCGGCCCAAGAAGUUGAUCCGGACGUCGGGCACCGAGGCGCUGGGAUACGUCGACAUUCGGACACUAGCAGAAGGAAUGUGCCGCUACGACCUGGACGAGGAAGACGUGGCCUGGCUGCACGUCGCCAACGAGGAGUUCGCUGUUAUGGCUAUGCCGCCAGUGGACGAGAUCACCAUGGAGCGGGCGGUGGAGGAGUUCGAGCACCGGUGCUACGAGAACAUGACGCACGCCAUGGAGACGGAGGAGGGUCUGGGCAUCGAGUACGACGAGGACGUGGUGUGCGACGUCUGCCAGUCGCCUGACGGGGAGGACAACAACGAGAUGGUAUUCUGCGACAAGUGCAACAUCUGCGUCCACCAGGCGUGUUACGGCAUCCAGAAAGUCCCGAAAGGCAGCUGGCUUUGCCGAAUCUGCGCCCUGGGCAUCCUGCCCAAAUGUCAGCUGUGCCCCAAGAAGGGCGGAGCCAUGAAGCCGACCCGAAGUGGAACCAAGUGGGUCCACGUCAGCUGUGCCUUGUGGAUUCCAGAGGUGAGCAUCGGGAAUCCAGAGAAGAUGGAGCCGAUCACCAACGUGUCGCACAUCCCCAGCAACAGAUGGGCUCUGAUCUGCUGCAUUUGCAAAGAGAAGACGGGAGCGUGUAUACAGUGCUCAGCGAAAAACUGCCGGACUGCCUUCCACGUGACGUGCGGCCUUCACGCCAGCCUCGAGAUGAACACCAUCCUCACCAGUGACGACGAGGUCAAGUUCAAGUCCUACUGCCCCAAACACUCGGGACUGGAAGGCGACGAGUCCAGAGACGGAGACUCGGGAGGCGAGGAGGAGAAGGAGGGCGCCAGAGACAAGAAGGGCAGGAGGAAAGGCCGGGUGAGAGGAGAGGACGACGCCACCUUCUUCUCCUCCUCCUCCUCGUCCUCCUUUGUCGCGCCUCAGCUCGUCGACAGAGCGCCGAGUGUCUCGGCGGAGAUCAGCAGCCGCCAGCAGGAGAAGAGGGUCAACCAGCGCAAGCUGAAGCUGCAGGAGAUGGAGGAGGAGUUCUACCAGUUUGUGGAGGUGGAGGAGGUGGCCGCUCACCUGAAGCUGUCGCCGGAGACGGUGGACUUCCUCUACCAGUACUGGAAGCUGAAGCGCAAGGCCAACUUCAACCAGGCGCUCCUCACGCCCAAGAAGGACGAGGAGGAGAGUCUGGCCCGACGCGAGCAGGAGGUUCUGCUGCGACGCCUGCAGCUCUUCACACACCUGCGGCAGGACCUGGAGAGGGUUCGGAACUUGACCUACAUGGUGACUCGGAGGGAGAAGAUGAAGCGAUCGCUGUGGAGAGUCCAGGAGCAGAUCUUCCAGCACCAGGUCAGACUGCUGGACCACGAGCUGCUCACAGGCGAUCCCUCUGCGCAGGACUUGCAGGAUCUCUUCUCUCUGGACAGUUUAUCGUCUCAGGACUCGGAGUCUCGCUCCUCCUGGAGCCACGCCGGACUGAAAAGCAAACGAGGCUCUUCCAAGCAGGACAAAAGGAAAAGCAGUGACAGGAAAAGCCUGCGCGACUCGCGACACAAGAAGGAAAACCUGAGCAAACUGCCGGACGCCAAGGAGAGCAAGAGCUCCCGGGUCAGAGAGGCCGCGGGCGACGCCACAAUCCCAGACUCUGACACCAGUCAGGAGAUGGACUUCCUGUCGCCUCACAAGUCAGAGGAUCGGGAGACGUUCACUCUCAAACUGCACAAACCCGAGAGCAGGAGGGUUGUGAGGCGGGACAACAACGAGGAGCGGAGGAGGAAGAGGAGGAGCGGCAGCGAGGCCACGCACAGCUUCCCCAGCCACGUCAAGAACAAGCUCGGGUCUAAACAUGUGGACAAGUCCAUGUCCAUCAGGCUGGUGGACAUCAGAGGCUCCGACACGGACGACUACUACGGAGAAGAAGAGGCGACGAGUAGAAGCCCCGCCUCCCCGGACGCGACCCCCAACACUAAAUCCGGCGACGCCUGCGAGACGCCGCACGCCGCCGCCAAAGCCAACAUGUUGCCGAGGAAAACGCACGCCGGCGUCUCCCACCAUCUCAAAGGCUGGGGCAAGUUCAGGAUCCCCAGGCGGAGCGAGAAGGAGGAGGCGGAGCAACGCAAGCCACUGCUGCGGCCGCUCACCAACACGCCGGAGCCGACGCACCCGAGGACGCGACUGCACGCCGGGACGGAGAACGACGGCUACGCGUCCGACUCCAAGCCCGGCGACGGCGACCCCUGCCUGAAAAGAUGCCACUCCCACCAGCUGAGAGGCGACGCCUCCCUGAGCCGCCGCUACGGCUCCGACAUCAUCCGUCGCGGCGUGCUCGCCUCCUGAUGGCGGUGGAGAGGAACACUGAGAGAAUAAGCUGCACUGUGUCGGUGGAGAAAAAGAACGAUGGUCGCUCUUUGUACCUUUAUUUUUCUGGAUGAAUCGUUUAAAAGAAGAAGAAAAAACAGAGCUGAUAUUUAUUUUUUAUUUGUAAAAUAUGUAAAACUGGGAAAUAUUUUACUUUAUUUUGAGCUAGUUUAUUAUUAUUAUUAUUAUUAUUAUUAUUAUGAUUAUUAUUACUAUUAGUUUUCCUUAAAGGGAUUGUUCAGGUUUUGUCAGGUGUGGUUGUGUGAGGAACCAGAAGAAAAACACGAGGAAAAACAGAUUUUUUAGCAGCUUAAUGAAACGCUCUGUGUCCGCUUCAGUCUACGAUGUUUUAAACUUUAUUUCCCUCUAACUCUCCCACACCAAAGUCCGUUGAAAAAAUCAGUAAUUUAACAUCGCAGCACAUAGGAGUUGUUGAUCCACUGCUGUCUCCAUCGCUAAUGUGUUAUUUUGUGACUUCAGGGGUUUGAAAUCCUUCGUUCUGAUUUAUUUUAGUGACACAGACUCGCCACUUGAGGGCAGCAGACGACCUGUGUCCACCCAGCUAAAACCGCCCAUUUUCUCUAUGGACUUUGGUGUGGGGAGAGUGAGUAUUCUGUCAGCAGAAAUACUCUGAAGAUAUCGUAGGCGAGACGAAACCGUCUAUUUCCUUGAUUACUCGAUUACUUUGCGCCAGAACAAUUUUGAAAACCAGAAAAUAUUCACAUUUAAGGAGCUGAAUAAUCAGAGAAACUUGUUUUUAUUUUUUUUAUUUUUUUUAUUUUUUUUAAAGCGCUCAAAGUAGUUUGACGAUUAGUUUAGUAAUCGAUGAAUCGUUGCAGCCCUGGACUUGAGCUGACUGUUAUAUAUUUUUUUUUACGACACCUGUUGAGUGUCUAAAAUCAGUUUUUCCUCGUCUCCCAUUCGGUAGCCGUGGCCAGCAGGGGGCGUCCACAGCUCUGAUAAAGUGUCAGUCCCUCAUUUAACCACGCUUUCUGAAAAUCUGAAUAUCCCUUUAGAAUAGAAAGAUGUCAAGUUGCCACUUAAACGCUCGCUCAGAUAUUUACAAGCAUCAGCUACGUAAUAAAAGUCGUGAUUGUUGUCCGGGACCACAAGCUUGUGCGAUGUUUUUUUUUUGUUUUUUUGCCGUAGUAUUAAAACUCAACGACGAGUAGGUUGCACUUAAUCUUAAAAACUUAAAAAAAAACA